CGCGAUCCCUUGGAAUACAUUACAGCGUGAAGCGGAAAAAUGGCAGCUGUCGAGUAGAGAGGAUCUUCAUCCGGAAGAAAGAAGUAAAUCUACAGGGAGGCUCAGCUGGUCAGGCUGGUCGUCAUCAUGGGGAAAACUGCUCUGAAAGAUCAGAGGGAGGGUAAGAAGGAGAAAGCAGGAAGAAUGCUUCCUCUGACGCCUCCUGCAAAUAAUAAAGAUUCCUUCAGCUGGGAGGAAUACCUGAAGGAGACGUCAGCUACACCUGCCCCCCCCGCCUGCUUCAGACAGGCCAGGGUCCCCCCCUCUAAUGACUUUAAGACGGGGAUGAAACUUGAGGCUCGGGACCCCCGAAACUCAACGUCUGUCUGCAUCGCCACGGUGAUGGGUCUGACGGGGGUCCGGCUGCGACUCCGACUCGACGGCAGCGACAACUCCAACGACUUCUGGAGACUGGUGGACUCGUCCGACAUCCAGCCAAUCGGAAGCUGCGAGAAGAACGGGGACAUGCUGCAGCCCCCCCUGGGCUUCCGGAUGAACGCGUCCUCCUGGCCCAUGUUUCUGCUCCGCACUCUGAACGGAGCGGAGAUGGCUCCGGCCACCGCCUUCAAAAAGGAGCCCCCGCGGCCCCCCCAGAACCUGUUCAGACCUGGCAUGAAGCUGGAGGCCGUGGACAAGAAGAACCCCUACCUAAUCUGCCCGGCAACCGUGGGCGAGGUGAAGGGAGACGAGGUGUUCGUGAUGUUCGAUGGCUGGAGAGGAGCCUUCGACUACUGGUGCCUCUACGAGUCCAGAGACAUGUUCCCAGUGGGCUGGUGUUCCCUCACUACACACAGCCUGCAGGCACCAGGGAACAGUGUCUCCCUCCAGAAGCCCCCGCCCCCCCUCCCUGCCUCCCCCCCAUGUAAGCCCAGCAGGAGGUCCCUGCAGCCCCCCCACCGGCUGACCCCCCCCAUGCCCCCCCUGCCCGUCAGGAAGGGAGUCCGAGGCCGCCGGCCCAAGAGCGAGACCCUGGCCCUGCUGAGGGGUCUGGCUGAGGCCAAAGCCCUGAACACAGCUGGAGACCAGGACCUGAUUCCAGACCUGAUCCCAGACCUGGAGACCAGACUGCCCAAGAAGAGGGGCCCCAAACCAGGGAGCAAGAGGAAGUCCAAGAUGCUGCAGAGCCCCCCCCAGCUGCAGAGCAGUCAGGUCCCUCAGGACGGCCCCCCCAGCCUCACCUCUGUGGUCUCGACAGUGUGUGUGUACGUGAAUAAGAGUGGGGACUGCGGCCCCCACCUGGACAGGAAGCAGAUGCAGCGUCUGCCGGAUCACUUCGGCCCGGGGCCGGUGAACUCUGUGCUGCAGGAGGUGGUGCAGGCCUGCAUCAGCUGCACCCCCCAGCCCAGAGUCCUGCUGAGCAGCCUGCAGAGCCAGGCCGGGGGGGGGGGCGCUGUCAGAGUGAGGACGGACGGGGGGGUCCGGGUGGUCCGCCUGCCCUCGGCCUCUAGUGCUUCCUUCGUGCUUCGGUUCCUGGAAAACAUGUGUCGACAUCUUCAGUGUGACAGUCUGUUCAGCAGCCAGCCCUUCAGCCUGUACCACAGGAAGUCAGUGAAGCAGGAGGCUCUGGAGGCUCCCUCUCUGGCUCGGGGGGGGAAGAGGAGUCUAUCUGGGGUCUCCCCCCCGUACGCUGCCCCCCUCUCCCCCAAACUGCUCCGGCCUGAAGCCCACCCCUCAGAAGGUACCACCCUAUAAACAGA
Molecule: messenger RNA, 1736 nt
Organism: Trematomus bernacchii (emerald rockcod)
Lineage: Eukaryota; Metazoa; Chordata; Actinopteri; Perciformes; Nototheniidae
Product: sex comb on midleg-like protein 2
Biological process (GO): regulation of DNA-templated transcription
Cellular component (GO): nucleus
Source: RefSeq, a predicted model, not a curated record